This is a messenger RNA of Colletotrichum truncatum, 993 nucleotides long. RefSeq names its product inositol phospholipid biosynthesis protein. Gene Ontology annotation, cellular component: endoplasmic reticulum membrane. Lineage: Eukaryota; Fungi; Ascomycota; Sordariomycetes; Glomerellales; Glomerellaceae. Gene Ontology annotation, biological process: lipid droplet organization; phospholipid biosynthetic process; lipid storage. Gene Ontology annotation, molecular function: coenzyme A diphosphatase activity. The record is from RefSeq and is a predicted model, not a curated record.
AUGGAAACACCACCAGCUGCGAACCUGAGGAACAAAACUAGACGUGCCCUCGACGACCUCAACGGAGCGACGAAAAUGGCACCGGAGCCUCCAGUGAAGACGAAGCGGAACAGCCCUUAUCUACCGACGCCCCUCGAAACCCUCAUACUAGCCGCUUUCCCCGUCAUCCUCUUCUUUGGAACGCUGUUCUCACUGCUGUCUCCCGAUGUCCGCUCCUCUCAAUACGACCCCUCGACCCAGGCCCAUUCUCAAGACACAGCGCCCUCCUACUUCGCGCGCAAGUCGAACCUGUUCAACGUCCUCUUUGUGAAGAGAGGCUGGUUCUGGGUCACCGCCGCCUUCUUCGCUUUCAUCCUGACCCACCCCGCAACUGUCCAUGCUACCCGCCGCCUGCAAGCUACCCUACGCUGGGGCCUGGUUACGACCUGGUGGUUCUUCGUGACGCAGUGGUUCUUCGGCCCGGCCAUCAUCGAUCGAGGUUUCCGCUGGACGGGAGGAAAAUGCGAGCUGAUUGAGGAGAAGGUCGAGAUUGGCGAGGGAGACGCUAAGGAGGUAUUCUCUGCGAUUGCGUGCAAAGCGGCCGGCGGACGCUGGCGCGGCGGCCACGACAUCUCUGGUCAUGUCUUCCUGCUGGUCCUCGGCUGCGGCUUCUUGCUCUCUGAGGUCGGCUGGGUUGUCAUGCGGUGGAGAGGCGCACGAAGGGAGGAACGCAGUAUCGUCAUGACGGACGGCGCAACAAAGACGGCCACUGUGGAGGCUCAGGGAUUGCAGGGAGAGCCCGUUCCUGGUGACGCACUGGGAUUCGGAGGCAAGUUUGCCGUCGCCGUCAUUGGGCUGAGUGGUUGGAUGCUGCUAAUGACGGCCAUUUACUUUCACACCUGGUUUGAGAAGGUUACUGGCCUUCUAACGGCUCUUUCGGCGCUUUACGCUGUCUAUAUUCUUCCCCGGUUUGUUCCGGCAAUACGCCAGGUGGUUGGCCUGCCUGGAAUUUAA